ACCCCGAUUAAAGUGUGUUUGUACAGAGGUUUGCUGCUCCCAGCUCACAGCUGCCUCCUCUCCCUCGCUGCCUCACUGCAGGGGGAGAGGCAGCACACGAGCUGGCCCCAGGGAAGAGGGGGAAUAUCCCUGGAACAGAGAAGUGCUGGGAUAAAUGGGGCUCCAGAACGCCAAGUGCUGCCCAGGGAAGCGAGCCAACAUCGUGAUGCUGGGGCUGGACUUUGCGGGGAAAUCCACGCUGCUCUGCAAGCUCAGGUACAAAGAUGCUUUCCUGACAAUCCCCACCAUCGGCUUUAACGUGGAUAUGAUCGAAGCAGGGAAAGAUUUCACGCUGACAUUUUGGGAUGUUGGGGGACAGAAGAAGAUGAGAGAGCUCUGGAGCAAUUUCCUGGAAGACACCGACGGGCUGCUGUACGUGGUGGACAGCGCUGCCAAGCACCGGCUGGAGGAAUCCAGGAGGGAAUUCGAGCUCAUUUUAAAGAGUGAAUCCCUAAAGAACGUGCCUGUGGUGGUGCUGGCGAACAAGCAGGACCUGCCUGGAGCUCUGAACGCCGAGGAGAUCACCAGGAGGUUCAAGAUGAAGAAGUACUGCAGUGACAGGAACUGGUACGUGCAGCCCUGCUGUGCCAUCACCGGACAGGGCCUGCCAGAGGCUCUCCAGAGAGUGACCACCUUUGCCAGGCACUACAGCAAGUCCAAGGAGACUUUCACCACCCUGAAGGAGCUCAGUGCCUUCUGAGGAUUCCUAGCAUCCAUUUCUGGUGACUCUUAACGUGUUUUGU
Catharus ustulatus (Swainson's thrush) is the source of this 782-nucleotide messenger RNA. RefSeq names its product ADP ribosylation factor like GTPase 14 (gene ARL14). Gene Ontology annotation, molecular function: GTPase activity; GTP binding. NCBI's taxonomy places the organism in Eukaryota, Metazoa, Chordata, Aves, Passeriformes, Turdidae. Bases 155 to 739 code for a protein of 194 amino acids. The record is from RefSeq and is a predicted model, not a curated record. Gene Ontology annotation, biological process: intracellular protein transport; vesicle-mediated transport. The transcript has a single exon. Gene Ontology annotation, cellular component: cytoplasm.